Acaulospora morrowiae is the source of this 636-nucleotide messenger RNA. NCBI's taxonomy places the organism in Eukaryota, Fungi, Glomeromycota, Glomeromycetes, Diversisporales, Acaulosporaceae. The record is from the annotation of a GenBank genome assembly.
AUGGCUUCGCAAGAAACGUAUUCAGAAAACCGCCAUCAUGGUAGAUUCAGUAUGGAGGAAGACGCAAGGCUACUGGAAUAUGUCAGUAAACAUGGUGCCAAAAGAUGGCGCGACGUAGCAAUCUAUGUAGGAACCAGGGAUUCUAAGCAAUGUAGAGAAAGAUACUUUGGUCAUUUGGCCCCCCAAGUUAAUAAAGAACCUUUUACGGAAAAGGAAAUAGACGAGAUAUACAGGUUAUUCGAGGAAGGUUGUAAAUGGGCAGCAAUAGCAAAGAGGCUAGGUAAUGGUCGUAUUCCAAAUAAUAUUAAAAAUACUUGGAACCAAAAACUUUCUAAAACGCAAAGAGGGGAAAGAAUAAUAAAGAAAAAAAGAGAAGACUCAUCUGUUAAAAAUAAGGUUAAGGCACGACCACUUCUCAGUUCUCAGGGUAAAACUUUGGAAAUUUUUUCAAUCUCUUCGGACGACGACGAUAAAUUCAUCAAAAAAUUACCCGACAUACAAUUAUCCUUUCUCAACCAUCGUGAGAAACUAUCUGCCACACCGUUUCCACCUCUUAAGCCCCUUGAGAGAAUACCCACUAACAUUCAAUACAACAUACAGUUGCCACCAAUUUCUCCCCGCAUGAGAAUAUAUUAG